Messenger RNA from Clonostachys solani, 1029 nucleotides. NCBI's taxonomy places the organism in Eukaryota, Fungi, Ascomycota, Sordariomycetes, Hypocreales, Bionectriaceae. The record is from the annotation of a GenBank genome assembly.
AUGCUCACGGGGCGACAUCUUUUGUCGCGAGUGCGCGCUCGCCAAUAUCCUCUCACAGAAGAAGGAGCUAAAGAGGGCGAACAGGGCGCGCCGAGAUGCGGAAUUAGAAGCGACCCGAAGCGAUGCGCUACAGGACGAGGAGGACCAAGCGCAGGUGGUGAAAGACUUCGAGUUGGUCCAGACCGGGCUGCAGGCCGGUUCAGGCUCGGCCGGUAAAAAGAAGAAUUAUUUUGUUGAGGAUGCUCCUGCGAGUUCAAACAAUGGAGGGCAAGAGCUCGUACUUGCCGGCAGCCAUGGGACAAAGCGGAAGCUGGCUUUAGAUGAAGACGAGCUCAAUCGUGCAGCAAAAGAAGACAGGGCAAAAGCAAGGAGAGCAACUGAACAAGAGAAGGUAAGCGGACACUCCCACACGAGAGAGAUAGGAUAUGACCAUUAUAUUCUCAAUUCGACUGGGGGAAGCUGUCCAUGGAAUUGACUGAGUUUGGGAGCUAACAGGAUGUGCUGUUGCAGGCCUCGAGUGACUCUCUCCCGUCCUUCUGGACACCAUCACUCACCCCGGACAUUCGAGACAGCAAACUCGGACCGGCAGCGAAAAAGGCGAAAGAUACACCGCUUUGUCCAGCCUCCAACGACGGCAAUUCCCAUCCCUUUUCUAUGAACAAGCUCAUCACCGUUCGAUUCCACGAACAAUUCGAUACAGCCUCCCAGCAGGACAAAAGGUCGUGCCCCUCGUGCUUAAAGUUGUUAACUAAUGCCUCAGCCCCUAUUCUUGCAAAGCGCUGCGGCCAUGUAUUAUGCUCCAAGUGCGUCAAGCAGUUUAUUUUGCCCUCUGCCAAAGAUGCGAGCCAGGACACGGAUUCAAUCAUCACAUGCUAUGUCUGCGACGAGACCGUCGCACUGGCGUCCGACGCACCUGGGUCAUCCCAAGGCCUCCCUGUAGGACUGGUUGCUCUCAAGUCUGAGGGAACAGGAUUCUCAGCCCGGGGAGCCAGCACAGUCGAGAAAACCGGAGUUGGUUUCCAGUGUUAG